AUGCAUCUGCUGACGGCCUUGACCGCCCUAACGGCCCAAACGGUGGAGGGGCGCUUGAUCGCUGCGGCGGUCUUGCCGCAUGGAGACUUCGCUUACGAUCCCAAGCUGGUGAACGACACAGGUGGCUCGCUGCAGCUCCACCAGGCGGCGCAACGCUUGGGUCGCGAAGCGCAGACCGCGUCGCCAGAGCUGAUCUUCCUCACCACGCCACAUGGCCUGGAACUCUCGGAGAGAUACCUCUUCUACUUGAAUAGUGAGAAUCAAGGUGCCACGCCCCUGGACGACAUGCCACACCAAGCAGCCGGGCGCAAGGUGCCUUUGAACUUCACCACGCCCAGCGACCUUGGGCGAAAGCUCUUGCUGAAGCUCCAGGAGCCGCAAGAGUCCUCUUUGCCCGUGGAGGGCCUGCAAGGCUUUUCAAAUUCACAGCCGCUGCCCAUCAGUUGGGGCGAGAUCCUGCCAUUGACGUACUUGCGAGCGUAUGGGCCCUUACCACCGGUGCUGCCGAUGUCCUUUCCCCUCAGGCGCUUCAACCAUUCAGCGGAGAUGUUUGAUGAGUUGCUCUUGUUGGGAGCUCGCAUUGGAGAGUUUCUGGAUGCACUGCCAGAGAGAGUUCUGUGGUUGGUCUCCGCUGACCUGGCUCAUACACACUUGCAAAGUGGUCCUUAUGGCUACUGCCCUUGUGCGGAGCCCUAUGAUCAAGCUUGCAGCCAGUGGGCUGCUGCUGGCGGAUCCCAAUCCUCCAUGAGGGCGCUGUCCGAAGCGCGUCGUCUUCAAGGAAGCUGGGAUGGAGGGAGACGGAUCCGGCGGAGAAAAAGGAAUAAAACCCACUAA
Durusdinium trenchii is the source of this 834-nucleotide messenger RNA. The record is from the annotation of a GenBank genome assembly. Lineage: Eukaryota; Dinophyceae; Suessiales; Symbiodiniaceae.